AUGGAAGAGAUGAUGAAGCAAUUAAUUGCUAAUCAACAAAAGACGGAUUCUGACGUACAACGUAUGAGAAAUCAACUGGGACAGGUGCAAGCAAUGCAGAGUCAGAUGGCAAUAGCAAUCAACCUCCUGGAAUCCCAAGUUUAUGAAAAAUUGCCGUCUCAACUUGAACUACACCUGAAGAAUGUAAGUGUAAUGACCUUAAGGAGCGGGAAGGAAAUUCAGGGACUCGAACUCGUGAUCCCGAAGGAUAAAAAUGAAGAUCAAAUUGAAAAAGAGCUUGAGGAGGAAGGAAUGAGAAAUGCAAAUCCAAAGGUAAUUCCUGAUUCUAUAAUUAAAGUUGGAACUAACUCACCGCCUUUUUCAAGUAGGUUAGAGAAACCAAAGAAGCAAGAUAAAGAAAAGAAGAUUUUAGAGAUGUUUCGAAAGGUGGCAAUCAAUAUCCCUUUGUUAGACGCAAUCAAGCAAAUUGGACUUUCUAAGAUUAAAAAUGCCAUGCUAGAUUUAGGAACUUCAAUUAAUGUGAUGCAUAAAUUAAUCUAUGAUUCCCUAAAUUUAGGACCUUUAAAUGAAACAGGGAUAAUAAUUCAAUUGGCUGAUUGUACAUUUACUUAUCUGAAUGGGGUAGUUGAGGAUGUUUUAGUGCAAGUAGAUGGAUUAUUUUUUCCUACUGAUUUUUAUGUGCUUUACAUGGAUGAUGGAAGUGCCCCAAAUCCAUCACCCAUUAUAUUAGAAAGGUCAUUCUUGAGUACUGCCCAAACUAAGAUUGAUGUUAGUAAGGGUACUCUCACAAUGGAAUUUGAUGAAGAAAUAGUCCACUUUAAUAUUUUUGAUACAAUGAAACAUCCUGUUAACUCUUACUCUGUGUUUGCUAUUCAUGUUAUUAAUCCUUCUGUACAAGAAUUUUCUGAGUUUGCUUGUAGGGAUAAAUUCAAAGUUGCUGCGAACAACUAUCAGGGAAUGAAAGCAGUUUAUGAAGUGAAAAUGAAUAGAAAAUUAAGAAAGAAGGCUGCACUCAAUGGCUAUUUGGAUCCCGGAGGAGGGCCACCGAUUACAAGAAAAUUUGAAUUACAUCCAGAUUUGAAGAGUGGUGUUUAA
Messenger RNA from Coffea arabica (coffee), 1095 nucleotides. Lineage: Eukaryota; Viridiplantae; Streptophyta; Magnoliopsida; Gentianales; Rubiaceae. The record is from RefSeq and is a predicted model, not a curated record.